This is a messenger RNA of Closterium sp. Naga37s-1, 3036 nucleotides long. The record is from the annotation of a GenBank genome assembly. Lineage: Eukaryota; Viridiplantae; Streptophyta; Zygnematophyceae; Desmidiales; Closteriaceae.
AUGACCCGGCGGAGCGCCAAUGCGAGCGAUGCCGGAAAGGAUGGCGGCGCAGCUUCCGCCGGGCCUGGCGGAGGAGAGGCGCGAGGCGUUUGCGGUAGCGGCGGCGGCGGCGGCGGCGGCGGAGCUGAUGGAGGCGGCUUGCGCGCGGAGCAGCUGCAGCGCGCCGAUAUGGCGGUGGUCGGUGCGCCGGCCGCCGCGAUCAUGCUGCCACGUGUCGCUUACAAGGCGGUACACGUGGCGGAGUUCGAGCAGCAGUGCCAGGCGCUAGUGCAGGACCUCCGCAGUGCGUUGGACGCAUGUGAGGCGGUGGAAGGAGCGCGGCUGGCAGAAAGAGACAUCAGUGUGCACGAUCUCAUCAUCCCCUCCAUGGGAGAGCUCGUAGCCGCCACUUGUGCACGAUCUCAUCAUCCCCUCCAUGGAAGAGCUUGUGGCCGCUUUCUUCAACAACCGUUCUCCACCCCUCUCUCCUCCUCCCUCUCUCCCUCUCUCCCCUCUCCCCCUCGUAGUGUGCACGAUCUCAUCAUCCCCUCCAUGGAGGAGCUUGUAGCCGCCACCGUGCCUUAUCUCUGGUCGCCCAAGCAGCCAGGAAAGUCAACGCAGCCAGCGGCCAAGUCAACGCAGCCAGGAAAGUCAACGCAGUAUAGACACGCUAAACAGUCAACGGGGAAGGCUGCAGAGCCAGGAGCGCACAACAAGGGGCCAGAGAGUGGCACUGACAGGGUACGCACGCAGAGAGUUGUGUUAGAGCACGAGGGAGAGGAGGGGAUGGAGGGGGGUAUGGAAGGGCGGAUGGUGGAAGAGGGGAUGGGGGUAGAGGAGGGGGGGAUGGGAGAGGGGGUGGAGGAGAGAAUGUGUCAGCGAGAGGGUGUUACAGGAGCAGAGGAGGAAAGGGAUGAAAGGGCAGAGGAAGGGGGAGAGAGAGAGGAUUUGAGGGAGGAGGGAGGAGAGGGAAGGAUGGUAGGAGAAGAAGAGGAGGAUGGUGGGAGGGAUGUGGAGGGGGAGAGGGGAGAUGGAGGGAGGGGAAGGGAGGAAGGGGGCGAGGCAGUGAGGGAAGCAGGCAGGGAGCAGCAAGAGAGAGGAAAGGAAGGCGAGGUGGGGACUGAGGAGGAGGAGAGUGAGAUUGAGAAGGACAGUGAGAAGGAGAACGGGGGGAGUGAGAAAGAGAAUGAGGAGAGUGAGAAGGAGAGGGAGAAGGAGGAGAGUGAGAAGGAGGGUGAGAGGGAGAAUGAGAGGAGGGCUCUGGAGCUGUACGAAAUGGCAGCGAGGGCGUUCGGCAUUCCCUUCCCCUCCCUCUCCCACACCGCCUCCCAUGCUGUUUCCACCUCGCGCUCGCAGCAGCUGCAGCAUCACCUGAUGUCCAACCGAAUGCAAGGGCCCGAAGGCGCGGAUAGAGGGAGUCUGGGUGAUGCACGUGUGAUGCGUGAUGGUGGUAACAGCGAGCAGCGUGUGAUGCAUGAUGGUAACAGCGAGCUGAGAGCCACCGACGACGGGGAUACAGACACAGAGAGCCUGGCUCUUGCACUCGCGGCACAUGAUGGAGCUGCUUCUGACGCGUGUGAGCAUAUGGAAUAUCACAACGAGCACAUGGUGAUGGUCACACAAGGCGGGGUGGAUGCUCCUGGACCGGAGGGAGCAGCAGACGUCCACGCCUCACCGUUCAUGUCGCCUCUUCCGCCUCCCCUCCCCUCCUCGCCGCUCUCCCUACCGUGUCUCUCCCCCGAUACUCGCCUGUCAGAGGGGACGUGUGAGGGCGGGGGAGGAGGGGUGCUGGGAUGGGAUGAGGAGGGCUGGGAGGAGGGAGGAGGGGAUGGUGACGGGGUUGGGAUGGGUGAGACGCGGUUGAUUGAGUGGAAUCAGGAAGAGGCAGCAGCAGGUGCUGAUAACGACUCACCUCCUCCCUCCCUCGCUCUCGUCCCCGCACCCGCUCAGCCUUCCCUACCCAUACAUCCUCCAUCCCAUUCCCACCUCCACCCUGCUACUCUCCCUCCCGCACCUUCUCUCUCUCCCCCCCCUCCCCGCCGCCAUGGCCCCUCUCUCCCUCCACGCCCCUCUCUCCCGCCUCUCCCACCCCCGGUUGGGGAUGGUGGGGAGGUGGAAGCAGGGGUGGGGGCGGGGAGGAAAGACCCUCGUCUCCUGCGCUCUCGUCUCACAGUGGACUGGCUCGUGCGCAUCGCCGAGACCCGCCGGCACUGCAUGGCGUCUGCCCCGCUGCAUUCCCUGCGCAACUUGCAGGAGGGCGGGGCGGAUGAAGGGGAAGGAGGGGGCAGCGAUGGUCCAGCGAGUGGCGGCAGCUGGGGGGAUGAGGAUGAGGAGGAGGAAAACGAGGAGGAUUGGGAGGGUAACCAGGAGGAGAGAAGGGAUGGAGGAAGGAGGAGAGGGGGCAGAGGAAGAGGCAAAGGUCGGGGUGUGGAGGGGAGAGGUAUACGAGGAAGCAGAGGAGGGAGAGGGGGAGGAGGGGGGGGCAGGGGGAGAGGGCGAGGCGGAGGGAGGGGAGGGGCGAAGAGGCCACUAGAGGCUCUUGCACGGGCCAACCUUCCCAAUCUCAUCUUUGCUAAAAUACCCGUGCGUGCGCCUUCUGUGCUCAUAUGCUCCCCCUUUGCUAGUGCCGCUCACUUAGAAUCACUUGCGCGGGCCAACCUUCCCAAUCUCAUCUUUGCUAAAACACCCGGCGCCCUUGCCUUCACUCCAGCGCCUUCCAGAGCACUGCAGCUACAGCAGGAGGUGGUGCUGCGGGUGGAGGUGCUGCAAGGGGUUGCCUACCCUUACACCCUCGUACCCCAUCUGCUCCCUUCUACCCAACCCCCCCUCCACAUACCAUCUACUUCCCUUCAGGGCGCCUUUCUCUUCAAACCAGGGCCCUCCAGAGCACUGCGGCCACAGCAGGACGUAGUGUUGCGUGUGGAGGUGCUACAGCAGGAAAAGCGGCAGCUCAAAGUGAGUACUGUGAUGCUUUAUAAGGAGGAUGGACGGCUUGAAGUGAGAUGCGGUGAUGUGGGUGAGGUGCAACAGCAGGAAGACUGGCAGCAGCUUCAAUAA